This is a messenger RNA of Emericellopsis cladophorae, 264 nucleotides long. RefSeq lists its product as uncharacterized. The coding region runs from base 1 to 264 and encodes 87 amino acids. The transcript has a single exon. The record is from RefSeq and is a predicted model, not a curated record. Lineage: Eukaryota; Fungi; Ascomycota; Sordariomycetes; Hypocreales; Bionectriaceae.
AUGCUCUUGAGUUGCCCGCUCACGCAGGGCAACGCUCUCUACAUGACAUGGCAGCGAAAGAUCUUACUUGGGCACCCUGAGCCCGGCUUUGCCAACCGGAGUGACAGGGGUGAGAGAGCGCACAUGAGCCGGGCGAGAGUGCAUGACGUAUGGGAGGCCGGGCAAUGGGUAACGGGUCUCAUGCUCUGGAACGAGGAUAAUGUUGUGGAAAUGACCAACAAUGUGCUCUUCCCCGAUCGCCAUGAUUUCGACAUGAUGAACUGA